Messenger RNA from Cyclospora cayetanensis, 1137 nucleotides. RefSeq lists its product as uncharacterized. Lineage: Eukaryota; Apicomplexa; Conoidasida; Eucoccidiorida; Eimeriidae. The record is from RefSeq and is a predicted model, not a curated record. The transcript has 10 exons. The coding region runs from base 1 to 1137 and encodes 378 amino acids.
AUGGGACACUCUAGCGGAAGCAGCAGCGAUGAUGAACUGAGAAGCGGUUCUAAAAAGCGGAAGUCCAAGAAGGAAAAAAAAAGUUCCAAGAAAAAACGCGAUAAGCAUUUGGAACGCACCGAAGAUAACGACUCUUUCCUUGAUCAAGUUGACAAGGACGACGUGGACAGACUGUUGCUCUCGCUGCUUCAGAUAUCUCCGCAGGUGGAAGGAGAACUGGUGGAUGUAUUUAAGCAGCUCGACUUGAAGGGCACCGUGUACUUACAGGACCUAGGAGACCCCAGGCUGCGCAAGAAGCUGCGCCACUUGUUCAGGGCUCUCCUUAUUGGAGAGGUAGAGGGUGAACGGGGCAAGGGGUGGCGCAAGGUGCCGGCUUGUAAGAAAUCACUUGCUAAAUUCGUGAAGCGUUGCUGCAAGGCAUUGCAACCACGGCUGGGCCCUUCGAAUCCAGUAUUCGAACCUUUGAUUUCAGACUACGCUUUGACUGAGAAGGACCAAGAGACCGAGGAACAGUCUGCAGGCUUUGACCCUGCCAAGGCUGCACGAAAGGCAGAGGAAGCUGUUCAGCGUUGGCGCGAAGAGCAGGCCCCAAUUGAAGGGCUUUCAUCGGACUCGAUUUCUCAGAAAGAACCACUUGAGCAAAAGCCAACGGCAUCGGGAGCACUUGCUCGAGAGGAAUGGAUGCUGGAAGCUCCAGCCUAUCUCCGUUGUUUGGCGGCGAAGGAUGGGCCAGACUCCAAGAGAAAACAGAUACUGCAGCAGAAAAAAAAGGACGACGAGGAAGCUGUGCGGGUCAAAGCUGUGAUGGAAGAAUGGAAUAAAGCAUGCAAGAUGAAGAGUCUGAGAGAAAUGAGGGAGGAAGGUGAGUUUGCCGAGGGGGAGGAAGCGUACAAGCGCUGGAAGCAAAGCAUGCACGUGGCGCGGAAUGUAUGGGGAAAACGGGCUGCAGACCAGGUUGCUGAACAGGAAUUCCAGCACGAUACCAAAAAGGGCCAGCCGUGGCAGCGCUUCGACAGGGAACGCGAUUUGCAGGCAAGGGUCAUACAACAGGUGUCACAAGCAGACUAUCAGAAAUUGCUCCAACAGACCCAGUUGGCCUCGCGCUUCAAGUCUUCCUGGCAGACCUCAUUUUUAUGA